This is a messenger RNA of Candoia aspera, 7294 nucleotides long. RefSeq names its product Rho guanine nucleotide exchange factor 10 (gene ARHGEF10). Bases 179 to 4210 code for a protein of 1343 amino acids. Lineage: Eukaryota; Metazoa; Chordata; Lepidosauria; Squamata; Candoiidae. Gene Ontology annotation, biological process: mitotic spindle assembly; actin cytoskeleton organization; positive regulation of stress fiber assembly. The record is from RefSeq and is a predicted model, not a curated record. Gene Ontology annotation, molecular function: protein binding; guanyl-nucleotide exchange factor activity. Gene Ontology annotation, cellular component: centrosome. The transcript is spliced from 29 exons.
UCUCGUGUGCGGGAGAAGUGCUGAAUGCCUGCGUGUUUUGGAAGGGACGGUGCAGCCCGCCUCAGCAUCUGUGAAGUGAGAGGAGCGGGUGACAGUGGCGGUAGCCGCCGCUCGAGGUUGCAAAGAAUCAUUUAUUGUAUCUUGAAAAGAAAACACAUUUGGGAAAGUGUGCAAUAGCAUGGAAAUGGAAGGAUUCCCUCCACCACCACCUCCUGAAGUUUUAGGAAAUGACAUACCAAUCACUGCUGCUAAUGAAGAUGAAGAAGAAGGAGAACAGUUUGACUUUGAUAGUGGGGAUGAGAUACCAGAAGCAGACAGACAAACUAUUUUGCUGCUGCAAGAAGAGACAAAUUUUAUAGGGAAUGAAAAUCUAGAAAACAUAGAAGAAACUGAGAAAAUGCAGAGCACCAAAGCAGAGGGCAUCCUACCACGGGUAAACCCAUACUCUGUCAUAACCAUUUCGCCAGUGCAGGAAAAGGAGCCAUUGCUGUCACCAGAGCCAAGCGCACAAGAUGGAACUAUAAGUCCCACCCUCUCAAGUGGAUACUCGGUUCCGGUGCCUUGUGGCUAUGCUGUGCCAUCCAAUUUGCCAUUGAUAUUGCCAGCGUAUUCCAGUCCUGUUAUAAUACGCAACCUAUCUGUGGAUGAAGAAGCAAGUGUUCAUAUUACAGCUGAAGAUGGUCAUUCAAAUUCUCAGAGUUCAGAAGAGCCUCAGAACAGUGAAGAUAAUCAGGGGAGCAAAGAUGAGAAUGCCUUGGCCAAAUGGGUGGCUGAUCCUGCAAAUACAGAGUGGAUGGAGAAUCCUCAUGAAGUAAUAUAUGAUGAUGUGCCAAGAGAAAAUUCAGACUCUGAACCAGAGGAGAUGAUUUAUGAUGAUGUUGAGAAUGGAGAUGAAGGUGGAAACAGCUCUCUGGAAUAUGGAUGGAGUUCGAGUGAGUUUGAAAGCUAUGAAGAACAAAGUGACUCAGAGUAUAAAAAUGGAAUACCCAGUUCUUUUCUACGUGGCAACCACAGAAGACAACUCUCUCAUGACCUAACCCGUUUAAAGGAGCACUAUGAGAAAAAGAUGAAAGAUUUGAUGGCAAACACGGUGGGAGCAGUAGAGAUUCAGCAACUAAAGCAAAAACAUGAGCUGAAGAUGCAAAAGCUCAUGAGAGCAGCAAGGGAGGGCACCAAAGAUGGACUUGAAAAAACUAAAGCUGCUGUGAAGAAAGGUCGGUCAUUCAUCAGAACUAAGUCCUUUAUUAGUCAAGAUCACAGAGCUACCUGUCUGGAAGAAGAGGAGCUGUUUAUUGAUGUAGAUUGCAUGCACACAGAAGCAAUCAUGACUCCAAUGCCAGAUGGAUUAUCCCAACAACAGGUCGUUCGAAGAUACAUUUUAGGUGCUGUGGUUGACAGUGAGAAAAACUAUGUGGAUGCUCUCAAAAGGAUAUUAGAGCAAUAUGAGAAGCCUCUUUCAGAGAUGGAACCCAAAUUACUGAGUGAGAGAAAACUGAAGAUGGUCUUCUAUCGAAUCAAGGAAAUUCUUCAGUGCCAUUCAAUGUUUCAGAUAGCACUGGCGAGUCGCGUCUCUGAGUGGGAUUCUGUCGAAAUGAUCGGGGAUGUCUUUGUUGCAUCAUUCUCUAAAUCCAUGGUGCUAGAUGCUUACAGUGAGUAUGUAAUCAAUUUUAGCACAGCUGUGGGAAUUCUCAAGAAAACAUGUUCUACAAAGCCUUCCUUCCUUGAGUAUUUAAAGCAAUGUCAAGAAUCUAGUCCUGAUAGAAUCACUCUCUAUGGCUUAAUGAUGAAACCCAUACAACGUUUUCCUCAGUUCAUCCUUCUAUUACAGGACAUGUUGAAGAACACUACUAAAGGCCACCCAGACAGGCUGCCUCUACAGAUGGCUCUCACAGAGCUUGAAACAUUGGCAGAGAAAUUAAAUGAAAGGAAAAGGGAUGCAGAUCAGCGCUGUGAAAUAAAACAAAUAGCCAAAGCCAUGAAUGAGCGUUAUCUGAACAAGUUACUCAGCAGUGGGAACAGGUACCUCAUCCGAAGUGAUGAUAUGCUAGAAACUGUUUAUACAGACAAAGGAGAAAUCAUGAAAACCAAAGAACGACGUCUGUUUAUGUUAAAUGAUGUGCUGAUGUGUGCCACUGUAAAUAUUCGUUCUUCCCAUGAAAGUAGUGGUGUUGUGAGUGGCCAAAGGUACUUACUGAAAUGGAGUGUGCCACUUGGGCAUGUAGAUGUCAUAGAGUAUGGGAGUAAUGAUGGUCAAGGCGAGAACUGCAGAUUCCCUUUGCAACCAUCUUCUGAGAUUAUUGUUACCAAUGCCAAGCCAAACAAGCUUUAUAUGGGACCAGGGCAACUUUACCAUGAUUUGCAGAAUCUCUUACAUGACUUGAAUGUAGUUGGCCAAAUCAGUCAACUAAUAUGCAGUCUGAAAGGAAACUACCAGAAUUUAAAUCAAUCAGUGGCUCAUGACUGGACUUCAGGUUUACAGAAACUCAUUUUGAAAAAAGAAGAUGAAAUCAGAGCUGCAGACCGCUGUCGCAUUCAACUUCAGCUUCCAGGAAAGCAGGACAAAUCAGGACGGCCUACUUUCUUUACAGCAGUGUUCAAUACAUUUACACCUGCUAUUAAACAAUCUUGGAUCAGAAAUUUACAAAUGGCGAAGCUUGCUUUAGCUGAUGAAAAUCUGCUGGGUUGGUUCUGUAUAGAUGAUGAUGGGAACCAGAUUAAAAAAGAGAAACACCCACUCCUUGUGAAGUACAUGCCUGUGAUGAUGGCCAAACAACAGGAAUUUAAGGUUGAAUGUGCUGCUUAUAAUCCAGAACCUUAUUUAUGUGAAGAAAGUGAUCCAGAUUCUCUAUCUACAGAGUAUGGUUUUCUUUGGAUUGGAAGUUGUACUAAUCAAAUGGGCCAAAUCGCCAUUGUAUCAUUUCAAAACUCCAGUCCAAAACUUAUUGAAUGCUUCAAUGUGGAAUCAAGAAUUCUCUGUAUGGUCUACAUUCCAGAAGAUGAGAAAUCCAAAGAAUCAAAUAAUAUGUUUCCUGAGCCUGGAGAGAUGUCUACAAAACCCAUCAGUGUGCCUACUAUUUGUCUAGGCAUGGAAGAAGGAAGCAUCUCUGUUUACAAAAGUAGUCAAGGCUCCAAGAAAGUCCGUCUUCAAUACUUCUUCACUCCUGAAAAGUCUACUGUGAUGAGCUUAGCAUACAAGACUCACCAUUUAUUUGCUGGCCUAGUCAAUGGAAACAUUGCAAUCUACACCAAAUUAGAAGAUGGAACCUGGAACUCAGAACCUCAGAAAAUAGUGAAAUUGGGAGUUCUUCCUGUCAGAGGUCUUCUUGUCAUGGAAGACACCAUAUGGGCUGCUUCUGGUGGACAGAUAUUUAUAAUUAAUGUGGAAAGUCAUACUGUAGAGUGCCAUUUUGAAGCUCAUCAAGAGGAAGGGAUGGUGAUCUCUCAUAUGGCUGUUGCAGGAGUUGGGAUCUGGAUUGCCUUCACAUCAGGAUCUACUCUUCGUCUUUUCCACACUGAAACCCUUAAACAUCUCCAAGAUGUUAACGUGGCUACUCUUGUUCACAAUAUGUUAUCAGGACAGCAGCGUGUUUCAGUGACUAGCCUCCUAGUGUGCCAUGGUCUGUUACUGGUUGGAACCAAUAUGGGAAUUAUAGUAGCACUCCCAGUUCCUCGUUUGCAGGGAAUUCCCAAAGUAACUGGAAGAGGCAUGGUAUCUUAUCAUGCACAUAAUGGCCCUGUGAAGUUCCUUGUAACAGCCUCUGUGACAAACAAGCGGAACAAAAGCAAAUCAAAGUCCAGUCUGAAUUGUCCUCAUUCAGGCCUGAAAGAUGAUGACCAAAAGAGUGUUCCACCUGAGAGGUCCAGUUCUUCUCUAAGCAACCCAAAUGACAGUGCCAUUUGGUUGGGAGGCUCAGUCGGAUCCAUUGCUCAGAAAAGUGACUUGUCUUCAUCUUCGGGGUCACUCACGUUGUCUCAUGGAUCCAACACAACGGAACCUAGGCCUGAAGAGAGUGCUGUCUAUGAGCUUUUGAAAGAAGUCUCUCCUGACCAGAGUAAAAAACAUAGAUCCAGAGAAGGGAAAGCAAUAUCCAUCUUAGUAAUCUCCGGAGGGCAAGGACACAGAAGGGUGAACAAGAAGUGUAAGCAGCUGCGGCCAGAUGAACUGGUGUCUUCUAUAAUGGUUUGGCAGAUUCCACUAUUAAAGAUCUGAAAACAUGAUACAAUGCGAUUUGUUAAAUGACAUUUGCUUUGGUGUUAACACCAUCAUAAUGAAUUUAUAUUUUUAUCUCAAAGCAAAUUAAAUAUCAAUGUUUGCAGAGGCCUCUUUAUAAGAUUUCUUUGUGCUGAAUUGAUGUGGGUUAGCUUGUUCAAACAAGUUUCUUAGACAAAUCCUAAAAAGCCCAUUUCAAAAUUAUAUCUAAACAAAAAUUUAAGUAGAAGUUCUUUAAUUGAAUAUAUAUUUCAUGUUAAGCUAUUUUUAUCAUUUUGCUAUUAUUUAUAUUCAAAUAUUGUGGCCUAAAGAACAUUCAGUGAAGGGCAAGGAUCAAAUAGUAUUCCUCUGAUGAGUCUUGCUUAAACAAUUAUUUCUCACAAAGCAAUAUGCACAUGAGCUUCAUUUCCCCCAGCAUUUUUCGAAGCAGUCAUUUUUCCAGGAUAGUCUACUAGCUUAAUUCCAGAGACUAUAAAUAAACCUGUAAUAUACUUUCUCAAGUAAGUGUCAGACACAAUAAAAGUUGCUUGGUCAAAUACUACAGUUUUAUACUUUGGAGGGAAAAAGUUAGGGCUAAUUUUUAAUCAUUAGUACGUAAAAAUGAAUGAUAUAAAAGGACAUGUUAAAGAUUUGACAUGAAAUAUGUUUUACACCUUUUACUUAUUAAGUGUUUUUUUUUUUAAUCUUUUCGUUAUUCCUAGUAAGUAGGAGGGAAAAUAAACCCACUGUGGAAUUUAGUAGAUUCGGGCAGUUGCUCAUGUUUUGGUGCUCCAUUUGAUUAUAGUACAUUCUGUCGCUGGCGAUGGAACGUGCUCCAUUUAUGUGUAUGGCUGCUUAUAUAUUUUGAUUAACAUUAGACAAUGGUGAGGAAAUAAAAUAUAAACAUAAAAUAAAGAGACCCUAACAUUAAAACAUGCUGUUUUCAUAAGAGUAUUAUUAUUAUUAUUAUUACUACUACUACUACUACUAUAGUUCAGUGUUCCCCAGAUACAUCACUGUCUGAUACAAGUGCACAUUAUUAAUAUAGCCUUUGAUCUGAAGCCAACAAAUGUGCAUUUUUGCUAUGAAUACUAGUAAAACCCCAGCCCAGCAUCUAUAGAAAGAAGAUGCCAUGGCAUCUAUUUCCAAGCAAUAAAGAAAGGAAUUUGUAUAAAGCAAGGCAACACAUUUUCUUUUAGGAAGAUGGAAAACUGCAUACCUACUUGGGAUUCAAACACAGGAGCUAUUACUGCUGUGAAAAAUUAAUUGCUUGUGGCCAACAGCUACAACUCCAGAAGCCAUGGUGAUGACUCUGGACAAUGGAAAGUGAGCAUUGGCAGUCAUUUUACAAUUUGUAGAACUGUGUGAUGUCUUAAAGCCUGGGCAUACCUGAGCCUUGCCAGAGCUUAGCUGCAGGAUGAGACCAUUUAUGUAUCUCUCAGGCUCUAUGCUUACCUGUUUGGAUUUCUUUGGGUUUAUAUAUGUAACAGUGGUAUAAUAGUUUCUCAUGGGGAUGGGAUGGGAUGGGAGAUGAGAAUUUAAACUUUAAAAGGACUUUGCUGUACCAAUUAACAGUCUAUUUACUAGGAGUAUUAGUAUAGUAGUAUGUUGGAUCACAGAGAGUUCUAAUUCAUCUUUUCUCUCCUUGAUGAAGGGGGGGUUCUAGUAGGAAGCUUACAUUAAAAAGCUGUGUUAUGGCCAAUUAUUUCAAGUGUAGUAGAUUGAAUUAAUCGUACUUAGAGAAGAUCCAACUAUAUCAAUGGACAUUAAAUGGUUCUACUGUUACAUAUGACUAAGUUUGGUAAUAGUUAUAAAAUAAUCAAGACAUAAAUGUGGAGGCUUUUUCCUCUCUUUUUCUGAGGAUAGAAAAGGAGUAGGCAGAAACUGAUUGGCAUCUACCAGCAAAUCAUUGGAUAGUUUGCAAAAAUUGGAAAGCACUUUUAAUAUGAACAAUAGAUUUUCCCCUAAAUUAGACCAUUGGAAGCUUUGCUAUUUAGUUGAUCAAAUAUAGAUUCAUAUUUGUGGAUCAUCCAAGUAUACAACUUAGUAGAUACCAUGGGUAAUUGAUUCUGUCUCUGAGUUGCUCUUUUGCAUAUUGCUCCAACUGGUGGUGGUCUUGGUAUUUUAGUCAAACACUGCAGUGGAUGUCAUAAGUGUGGUGCUCAUGGCUGGAUGUGAGACCUAGUCGUAUAUCUUUGUUUCCCCAGUAAUGUAACAUUUGAAUUUCCUGCCCCUUAGUGCAGACGUUGUACUCACUGAAUUCAUUACUAGACAAGAAUUUAACAUAGUGAAGAUAUAAGUAUCAGUUCUUCAAGCCCUAAAUUUAUAGAAUAAGUAUUCAGAUUUGCAAGUGCGUUAUCAAGUAACUUCCAAAUGAAUCUUUUACUGCAGAAAUGGGCAGUGGUCAAUAAAAAGAACUGAUGAUGUCUACAAAAGUUGGAAGAAUCUUUUUAUACUAACUUUAAGCACUUAAUCAUCUAAGUUUACAUUCCUCAAACACCCCUGGUUUAAGUUUUUUGUUAAAUACUGAAUUUAUUGCCAUUGGUUGAUGAAAUGUGAAACUAGUUCCCCAAUUUAAGGUUUUUUUGAACUUGUCUGUCUUGGACAGUAUUUUCUACAGCCUAAUUCAACCUGCUUUGGAAACUGAAGGGGCUUUGAGAAACAGUUUGUGAUACAGCUUCCUAAGGAAAGUAAGUCAAAGAUUCCAUUAGGCUUUCUGUCUGGAUCCUGGUUAUUGAGGACUGCCAAGGAAGUUUCCUACAAGACUGUUAUAAAAUAUGUGUGCUAUAUUACUGAAGAACUUUUUAAAAAUCCAAUAAAAUUGUAUAUAUGUAUAGAUUAAAAUGCUAACCAGUACUGCUUUAAUACUGGAUUUAGAGUCCACACACACAUUUACAUGUGUUGCCAGGCAGAGCAGAUUCUGCUUCUGAUUCCAUGUGGGAGUACAGGUAUCUGGGGAAAAAUAGGAGGAAGAGAACCACUACGUUUCAUCAGAUGUUUUCUAAUAUCUAACAGUAUAUUUGUUAUAACGUGAGCCAUACAAAUAUGUAUUUAUGUCCAAAAUAAACUCAAUAAACUGUGAAUAAAUAAGAGCUCAAAACUGUA